Molecule: messenger RNA, 198 nt
Organism: Prunus armeniaca (apricot)
Lineage: Eukaryota; Viridiplantae; Streptophyta; Magnoliopsida; Rosales; Rosaceae
Source: the annotation of a GenBank genome assembly
AUGAUGACUUGCAUCAUCCUCCAUAAUAUGAUUGUGGAGGAUGAUUAUGAUUACGAUGCUACAGAGGUCUACAAACCGGAUCCCAUGAACAUGGCCUUGACACAAAUUUAUGAAAGGCCCAUGAGGCCAAGUGGAGAACCGUUUAAGCCGGAUCCGUUGGUUAGGGAUGGUCGUUUCAUGACCUGUAUGGUAGAUUGA